UAUAUGAGCUUUGGUUUAAACAAAUAAUUUAUGAACUAGAUUCUGUACGCAAUUUAUUUAACACGCAAGUAAUUGAAGAAUCAAAUACAAUGGAAAUUAUAAAAAGGUUGAACCGAAUCGUGUUGAUUCUUAAGCUUUGUGUUGAUCAAGUUCCAAUAUUAGAAACUAUGACCCCCCUAGAUUUUAUGGAUUUUAGGAAUUACUUAGCACCCGCGUCUGGUUUUCAAUCUAUGCAAUUUCGCUUACUAGAAAAUAAAUUGGGAUUGAAAUGUGAGCACAGAAUUGUAUAUAACCAAAAAUAUUCACAUGUUUUUGAAAAUGAUGAACUCGCAGCUCAAGCUCUUCAAGCCUCGGAAACUGAACCAUCGCUAUUAGAUUUGAUCCAGAAGUGGCUAGCUAGAACGCCAGGUCUUGAAAUAACUGGGUAAUUUUGGGAGAAAUUCCAACAAAGCGUAGAGCAGUUUCUUUAUAUUGAGGAGGAAAAAUCAAAAGGAGAGAAAUUGGAAGCGGUAAGGAAAUAUAAGUUAAUGGAUAUUCAAAAACGAAGAGAAGUAUACCGCACUGUGUUUGAUGAACAUAUACAUGAUUCAUUGCUACAACGAGGUGAAAGACGUUUUUCUUACAAAGCUUUACAAGGAGCAAUAAUGAUAACAUUUUACAGAGACGAACCAAGGUUUAGUCAACCACAUCAGAUUCUAACUCUGUUAAUGGAUAUUGAUUCUCUCAUAACUAAGUGGAGAUAUAAUCAUAUAAUGAUGGUACAGCGAAUGAUUGGAUCUCAGCAAAUAGGAACUGGUGGGUCUUCUGGCUAUCAGUAUUUGCGCUCUACUUUGAGUGAUCGCUACAAAGUUUUCCUGGAUUUAUUUAAUUUAUCAACUUUCUUGAUACCUCGGCCAUCAAUACCUCCAUUAAAUGAUGACAUAAAAGCUACUCUUAAAACGAUGAACCAUGUAGAUUAAAGUUCAGAUAUUCUGUGUAAUAUAUCUUUACUAUAACAAAAUAAAUAAAGUAAACGUA
Condylostylus longicornis is the source of this 1017-nucleotide messenger RNA. It is a transcript of the gene vermilion, whose product is annotated as tryptophan 2,3-dioxygenase. Lineage: Eukaryota; Metazoa; Arthropoda; Insecta; Diptera; Dolichopodidae. Gene Ontology annotation, molecular function: metal ion binding; heme binding; L-tryptophan 2,3-dioxygenase activity. The record is from RefSeq and is a predicted model, not a curated record.